AUGAUGAUCCUGAAUUUUGCCAAGUCCACCGCCUGUGGCCACAGGGUCAUGCGCACCCUCUGCGCGUGGGAGCCUGAUCCUGAUUUUCCUCACCGUGCUCCGUUGCGGGUGAAGCUCUUCAAUCUGUUGCUACCACUGUUCAUGUUCACCUGGAAUGCCAUCGGCAUCCACUGGGCCAGGCUGUCCACCGCGCCUCAAGUUCCACGGCUCGUUUGUCAAGAGGAAAGCCAAGGUGUGAUCGAUGCCAUCUUGGCUUUCGCAACGGUUAACAUCGCACUGACUGUGUUCAUGUUCCUCAACAUUGUUGGGUUAGCCUACUUCUUUCGAAUGCUUCUUCGAAUGGGAGUUGUCCAGUCCAGCAAGGCGGCACCGGAAGGGUCGCUGGAGGCGAGCACCGAGAAGGUCACUGCCGAAACAGCCAAACUGGGGGAUUCUCCCCAGUGUCCCAUCUGCCUGGAGGAUGCACCGUUGCAGCAAAGCGUGUAUUGUCGGAGAGUUGAGGUCAGACUGACGUAUAGUCGCAAAAGUAGAGGGCUGGGUUAUUGUCAGCAGACAAAGACCUGUGGGAUGCUCUAA
Messenger RNA from Symbiodinium sp. CCMP2456, 576 nucleotides. NCBI's taxonomy places the organism in Eukaryota, Dinophyceae, Suessiales, Symbiodiniaceae. The record is from the annotation of a GenBank genome assembly.